AGGCCGCCGGCAGCCAGAAGACGGCGCGGGGGGCGCCGCCGCCGCCGCCAUGGCCAAGCAGUACGACACGGUGGAGUGCCCCUACUGCGACGAGGUCUCCAAGUACGAGAAGCUGGCCAAGAUCGGGCAGGGCACCUUCGGGGAGGUGUUCAAAGCAAAGCAUCGCCAGACGGGUAAAAAAGUGGCCCUGAAGAAAGUGUUGAUGGAGAAUGAAAAAGAAGGGUUCCCAAUCACAGCCCUACGGGAGAUCAAAAUUCUCCAGCUGCUGAAGCAUGAAAAUGUCGUGAAUCUCAUUGAAAUCUGCAGGACCAAAGCCUCUCCGUACAACCGCUGCAAGGGAAGCAUCUACCUGGUCUUUGACUUCUGCGAGCACGACCUGGCCGGGCUCCUCAGCAACGCCCACGUCAAGUUCACCCUCUCGGAGAUCAAGAAGGUGAUGCAGAUGCUUCUGAACGGCCUGUACUACAUCCACCGGAACAAGAUCUUGCACAGAGACAUGAAAGCCGCCAACGUGCUCAUCACGCGGGACGGCGUCUUGAAGCUGGCCGACUUCGGCUUGGCCCGGGCGUUCAGCCUCGCCAAGAACAGCCAGCCGAACCGCUACACCAACCGGGUGGUGACUCUCUGGUACCGGCCGCCGGAGCUGCUUCUGGGAGAACGCGAUUAUGGACCCCCCAUCGACCUCUGGGGCGCAGGCUGCAUCAUGGCCGAGAUGUGGACGCGGAGCCCCAUCAUGCAGGGGAACACCGAGCAGCACCAGCUGACGCUCAUCAGUCAGCUCUGCGGCUCCAUCACCCCAGAGGUCUGGCCCAACGUGGAUAAAUACGAACUUUACCAGAAGCUGGAACUGCCCAAAGGGCAAAAGCGCAAGGUGAAGGAGCGGCUGAAGGCCUACGUGAAAGAUCCCUACGCUUUGGAUCUCAUCGACAAACUCCUGGUGCUCGACCCGACCCAGAGGAUAGACAGUGACGAUGCCCUCAAUCACGACUUCUUCUGGUCCGACCCGAUGCCCUCUGACCUCAAGAACAUGCUGUCCACCCACAGCCAGUCCAUGUUCGAGUACCUCGCUCCCCCCAGGAGGCGAGGCGGGCACAUGCCGCAGCAGCCGGCCAAUCAGGGCAGGAAUCCGGCGGCGACCAACCAGGCAGAGUACGACCGAGUCUUCUGACGGCGGAGGAAGAGGCAGUCUGGAUUCCGUUGGGAGGUUCUGUGCCCUUUUCCACCCCGUCCCCCCGACUUUCCUCGAUGGGAUCACCGCAGAGUUGAGUUGGGACCGCAUCCACUCCCUCGUGGAAAAGAGCCCCUGUCCAGGCGCCGUGGAGCCGAGCCGCACGGAAAGGUACCGAACUCUCUGCCCAGCCGUUGUCGAGUUGAUGCACCGCUGCUCUCCAAGGUGCCGAAAUGACCUCGUUUCCCCCUCCUGGAGCUGAAGGGCCUUGCCGGACUUCCCGAGCCAGGCAAGUGGGUGGCCCUCGCCAAACGCCCCGCCCCGGCUUUUCGGGACUGACGGGUGGGGUGUGCGCCGAGUCCCCCACGGCCCUGUGGUGUCGCACAGCACGGGUGGAGCAGCCACAGGGCUGAGUCGGGAAGAGGGGGUGGGCAUGGAUCUUCUCGGGAAGGGGGUGCCCGCUUGGUUCAGGAAGCUCUGCCUGCAUCGCGUUGUUGGUUUGGGUCUGUAAGCAGCUGGCGGAGUUUCCUGCUGCCGCUACGCACCAGCUAUCCGUUGUGUGGUGGAACAAGGCGCUGGGCGUUCUCCCUUCCCAGAAUUGGAGCCCGGUUUAGGCACGCCACAGGUCAGACUCUCUGAAAUCAAGGAAACCCUCGCUAGGUCUUGAGUGACGUUGCUUGAUUCCACCCAGCUUGCCCCAGCCUUCCCUGGGCAAGUCCCCCCCCCCCCCCCCCCAGUGCCUGGCUGCAGCUCCAGACUUCACUGGCUGGGAACCAGGCAGGUUCACAGUACAUGAUUAGCUCUGGAACCCAACCUGUAUCUUUUCUUCCUUCAUUUACCACGGGCUGGACAUCAGCUUGGCCUUCUCAGUGCCCGGUCUCACCCCACAAGCUUGGGGGUUUUUUGCUUUCCUUGGAGGACUCUGAUGUCUGGAGACCUUCCCCCCAUGCUGCUGCGACUUAGCUCCGUCAAAAUGUCUCUUGCUUGGCAUCACCUUUUUUUAUUUAGCAGCAGCAAUGAAUGCUCAAUUCCUUGGACCUAGCAAGCAUGGGAAAGAGCUUCUUUUCCUUCUGCUCUGGUAAGACCUGAAAAUUCCAGGUACAGGCGAGAGAGUUAUCCCUACUGAACCUCAUCAUGUUCUGUUGGCUGUUUUUUUUUCCCCAGUAGUACUAUGAAGAAUGAUCUAAAAUGAAAUUAAAGAUAUUGCCUUUCCUCUCCUG
Messenger RNA from Varanus komodoensis (Komodo dragon), 2388 nucleotides. It is a transcript of the gene CDK9, whose product is annotated as cyclin dependent kinase 9. Lineage: Eukaryota; Metazoa; Chordata; Lepidosauria; Squamata; Varanidae. Gene Ontology annotation, cellular component: nucleus. Gene Ontology annotation, molecular function: ATP binding; cyclin-dependent protein serine/threonine kinase activity. The transcript is spliced from 7 exons. The record is from RefSeq and is a predicted model, not a curated record. The coding region runs from base 50 to 1168 and encodes 372 amino acids. Gene Ontology annotation, biological process: protein phosphorylation.